CAACCUGUCCCUAAGAAGUCUCGGUCUGACUGAUGAGGCUCAAUGGCGGUUUCGGUUGAACUGUGAGCAAGACGCGAAGUAUCUGCUAUGCAGCGCCCAUCCUGGCCGCUCAUCCCAGCGAACUAUGAGAUGGGAGGCCAGGAAGGGCGUUGUCUAUGCGGCGCCGAAUGAGAUACGUUGAGAUGGUCUCUUCGGAGACAUCCGAUAAAAUUGGAACGAUCGAGAUGAAAAAUGGUCAACUAUGAGCCUUCAAAUAAGAUUGCUCCUUCCCCGCAUCUUCUCGGUGUUUCUUCGGUGGGGUCAUCUUUCCCGCGGGCUGGUGUCGACCAUUUGAUUUAUUUUGAUUGUGUUGCUCAUAUGGCCAUCAAUUGGUGCAAGCUUGAGAUCUUCUUCGCCAUCCGUCACCACCAUCGUCUACCAUGGACGACAUUUUGGGGUUUCUUAGGGUCCAUGUGAUCCGAGGGGUCAACUUGGCGGUCAGGGACAUCAGAACCAGCGAUCCGUAUGUUGUUGUCAGGAUGGGUGACCAGAAAUUGAAGACAAAAGUGAUGAAGAAAAAUGUCAAUCCUGAAUGGAACGAAAAAUUGACCCUUACCAUUUCAGAAUCCAUCAGGCCAAUUAGAAUUGAAGUUUAUGACAAAGAUAGGUUCAGCCACGAUGAUGGAAUGGGUGAUGCUGAAAUUGAUAUAAACCCUUUCAUGGAAGCGGUGAAAAUGCGUAUAGCUGGUUCUGAAGAUAAUGUCGUAUACAGGACAAUUCUGCCAGCUCCAAAUAACUGCUUGGCUACUGAAAGCUGCAUCAGGUGUGUCGAUGGGAAGAUUGUGCAGGACAUCAUUCUCAGGCUAAGAAAUGUCGAGUGCGGCGAACUGGAAUUGCAAUUGGUUUGGCAACCUCUACAGCGGGCAAGGCGGCGGUAGGUUAUUGACACCAUCUGAACAAUCACCUACAAAAAGUUUCAGUCAGGCAUCUGAAUUCAUGUUUAGUCAACUGUAAAAGAUACAAUGUUGUAUCCAACACCAGGAAAUAUCAGUCUUAGCGCACCAGUCACCUUAGCGUCUCGAGAAAUACAUGAGAAAGGAAAAGCAAAGUGCCUUUUCAUGGCCUCGUUCUUAAAAUGCUCAACAAAUCUCGUGCACCAGAGGGUUAGGAAGAUGGCGCAUGACUUCACUCUUGCUACCACAAUCUAUGCAUUAUUUUCUUGUCACCAAUACCUGUGAGGUUUCUGACGAUGGCUGACAUUCUAUUUUGAUAUUCUCAAAUGCCAAUUUAAAACGGAAAGGAAAAAUGAAUAUUUUCAAAAUAUACCUACCUCAAAAUCUUCUGUUA
Molecule: messenger RNA, 1326 nt
Organism: Nymphaea colorata (pocket water lily)
Lineage: Eukaryota; Viridiplantae; Streptophyta; Magnoliopsida; Nymphaeales; Nymphaeaceae
Product: GTPase activating protein 1-like
Exons: 3
Coding region: 420-917 (165 amino acids)
Source: RefSeq, a predicted model, not a curated record